Molecule: messenger RNA, 448 nt
Organism: Cuscuta epithymum
Lineage: Eukaryota; Viridiplantae; Streptophyta; Magnoliopsida; Solanales; Convolvulaceae
Source: the annotation of a GenBank genome assembly
AAUAGUGAAUUUUCCGGAGGAGGCAGCUGUCACUCCAGAGAUAUGGUGCGAUCUCGCCAGAGGCAGCUAACGCCGAAGAUCUGGAGUGGUCUUGCCGGAGGCGUUUGUCACGCCGGAGAUUUGGAGCGGUCUCGCUCUAGGCGGCACCAGAGGAAGAAUCAUUGGAGGAACCACAUCGGGAUGAAGUCACACCACAUAAGAUCGGUGGUGGUGGCGAGAGCAGCAGCGCUGGAGGGCACGAUGUUGGUGGAAAUUGCGGCGGCAUUGCAGGAGAUGACGACAGUUGAAGAGUCACCGAGGGACAUUGGAGCGGCUUUGUACUGCCACUAUCCUUCGGGCUAGUGUGACGUCAAUUAAGAGUAACGGCCCCAUCACCGACACGUCAUCCGGUGAGAUUCCACCUAUGUAUGAUGUGGCAAUUUAAGGGGUCUAAUAAGUUCUUGAACCG